Molecule: messenger RNA, 369 nt
Organism: Caenorhabditis briggsae
Lineage: Eukaryota; Metazoa; Nematoda; Chromadorea; Rhabditida; Rhabditidae
Exons: 2
Coding region: 1-369 (122 amino acids)
Source: RefSeq, a predicted model, not a curated record
AUGUUUACAUUCACGCGGCGAUUACUCAGCAAAAACUGGAAAUUCCUACCGAAUCGCGAGCGGAUAGUGUUCAAAAACAGAAAAGAGGCGUUUUUUGAUUUCGUCAAAGUUUCCGGAGCUAACCUCAUUUGGCAAAUUGGUCUCGCUGUUAUUGUUUUAGAAUUUGCAUUUCCAACGCCCGACAUCGUUUACGAUAUAAAGAGACUGAUUUCUCCCGAUUUUGAUCUGUUUUGCAAAUCCGGAAAUCUGGUGGAUUUCGAGAUGGCGUUUGAGAACAAAUUUCGGUCGAUUCGCAGGGAAGAAGUGCGCAGUUUGGAGCAGUACACGAAUGCAAAGGGUCCUGAAGCGAAAUUCGGUGGAAUUAUUUGA